Messenger RNA from Durio zibethinus, 1157 nucleotides. The record is from RefSeq and is a predicted model, not a curated record. NCBI's taxonomy places the organism in Eukaryota, Viridiplantae, Streptophyta, Magnoliopsida, Malvales, Malvaceae.
CUCCGCACUUUCGACCACUGUCUCUAUUCUAAUACUUUUGCGGCACUCCAUCUGCUCCUGACUGAUUUUGUUAUCGUUGUUGCCGGUCGUCUCUAUUGCAGUCAAAAGGUAGAACUUUUUACAAUCAUGGAAGCACUCAAUCCAAUUUCUGCAGUACAACCUAGCUUAUGUUACUUGGACGUUUGCUCAAAAUCUGCAGGAGCGGAAACUGUUGAUCGGAGGCCGAACUUGGCAGCUCAAGGGAGGAAAAAGAGAAGGAGAAAAGCGAGGGUUUGCAAGGACAAAGAGGAGGCUGAGACACAAAGAAUGACUCACAUUGCUGUUGAGAGGAACAGGCGAAAGCAAAUGAAUGAGCAUCUGGCUGUUUUACGCUCCCUUAUGCCUGAAUCUUAUGUCCAUAGGGGUGAUCAAGCAUCCAUAGUUGGUGGUGCUAUAGAGUUUGUGAAGGAACUUGAGCAUCUUCUGCAAACCCUUGAAGCUCAAAAGCUUCGAGUACUGCAUCAAGUAAGACCAGCUGAUGCCAAUGAAUUAGAAACCACCAACUCCAUAUUGCUAUCACCACCAUUUGCACAUUUUUUCAUGUAUCCUCAGUACACCUGGUCUCAGAUCCCUAAUAAAUAUACAUCAAAGACUAAGGCAUCAAUAGCUGAUAUUGAGGUGACAUUGAUCGAAACUCAUGCUAAUCUCCGAAUUCUCUCACGAAAAGGUCCCAGGCUGCUUUCCAAGAUUGUUACUGGUUUUGAGUCACUUUACCUUUCCAUCCUCCACCUAAAUGUCAUAACCGUGGAUCCAUUAGUUCUCUACUCUAUCAGUGCCAAGGUUGAAGAAGGAUGCCAACUCAGUUCAGUAGAUGACAUAGCAGGGGCAGUUCACCACAUGCUCGGAAUAAUUGAGGAAGAUGCUACUGCCUUAUGUUGAUCAACUUUGUGCUAGCUACCCAAAUUACUUUUUGGUUUAUGGUCAAAUCACCAAAAAGCUACCACUUUUUUCUUUAUUUUUUAGGGUUUUUUAGAGGAUUGUUUAAAGUUUCUGUAUUUUAGUUUUUGCCGUUCCUGUAUGUACGUUGCUUGAGUCAAUGAAAUGUGGUGUGUUUUGAUGUUCAUCUAGUAAAUGAAGUAUGGAUGUUUAGUAUUGGGUGUGUUUGAACUAUAAACUUU